Molecule: messenger RNA, 3417 nt
Organism: Gigantopelta aegis
Lineage: Eukaryota; Metazoa; Mollusca; Gastropoda; Neomphalida; Peltospiridae
Product: elastin-like
Exons: 4
Coding region: 1-3417 (1138 amino acids)
Source: RefSeq, a predicted model, not a curated record
AUGGCGGCGUUUCGCCGGACGUUCCGACUUGUCCAAAACAGUGUGGGUGUCAUCCCCAAUGUGGGUGUCAUCCCCAAUGUGGGUGUCAUCCCCAGUGUGGGUGUCAUCCCCAGUGUGGGUGUCACCCCAAAUGUGGGUGUCAUCCCCAGUGUGAGUGUCAUCCCCAGUGUGGGUGUCAUCCCCAGUGUGAGUGUCAUCCCCAAUGUGGGAGUCAUCCCCAGUGUGGGUGUCACCCCAAAUGUGGGUGUCAUCCCCAGUGUGGGUGUCAUCCCCAGUGUGAGUGUCAUCCCCAGUGUGGGUGUCAUCCCCGAGGUUGGUGUCAUCCCCAGUGUUGGUGUCAUCCCCAAUGUGAGUAUCAUCCCCAGUGUUGGUGUCAUCCCCGAGGUUGGUGUCAUCCCCAAUGUUGGUGUCAUCACCAAUGUGAGUGUCAUCCCCAAUGUGAGUGGCAUCCCCAAUGUGGGUGUCAUCCCCAAUGUGGGUGUCAUCCCCAAUGUGGGUGUCAUCCCCAAUGUUGGUGUCAUCCCCAGUGUGGGUGUCAUCCCCAAUGUUGGUGUCAUCCCCAAUGUUGGUGUCAUCUCCAAUGUGAGUGUCAUCUCCAAUGUUGGUGUCAUCCCCAGUGUGGGUGUCAUCCCCAGUGUGGGUGUCACCCCAAAUGUGGGUGUCAUCCCCAGUGUGGGUGUCAUCCCCAGUGUGGGUGUCACCCCAAAUGUGGGUGUCAUCCCCAGUGUGAGUGUCAUCCCCAGUGUGGGUGUCAUCCCCAGUGUGAGUGUCAUCCCCAAUGUGGGAGUCAUCCCCAGUGUGGGUGUCACCCCAAAUGUGGGUGUCAUCCCCAGUGUGGGUGUCAUCCCCAGUGUGAGUGUCAUCCCCAGUGUGGGUGUCAUCCCCGAGGUUGGUGUCAUCCCCAGUGUUGGUGUCAUCCCCAAUGUGAGUAUCAUCCCCAGUGUUGGUGUCAUCCCCGAGGUUGGUGUCAUCCCCAAUGUUGGUGUCAUCACCAAUGUGAGUGUCAUCCCCAAUGUGAGUGGCAUCCCCAAUGUGGGUGUCAUCCCCAAUGUGGGUGUCAUCCCCAAUGUGGGUGUCAUCCCCAAUGUUGGUGUCAUCCCCAGUGUGGGUGUCAUCCCCAAUGUUGGUGUCAUCCCCAAUGUUGGUGUCAUCUCCAAUGUGAGUGUCAUCUCCAAUGUUGGUGUCAUCCCCAAUGUUGGUGUCAUCCCCAGUGUGGGUGGCAACACCAAUAUGAGUGUAAUCCCUACUGUGGGUGUCAUCCCCAAUGUGGGUGUCAUCCCUACUGUGGGUGCCAUCCCUACUGUGGGUGUCAUCCCCAAUGUGGGUGCCAUCCCCACUGUGGGUGUCAUCCCCAAUGUGGGUGUCAUCCCCACUGUAGGUGUCAUCCCUACUGUAGGUGUCAUCUCCAAUGUGGGUGCCAUCCCCAAUGUUGGUGUCAUCACCAAUGUGAGUGUCAUCCCCAAUGUGAGUGGCAUCCCCAAUGUGGGUGUCAUCCCCAAUGUGGGUGUCAUCCCCAAUGUGGGUGUCAUCCCCAAUGUUGGUGUCAUCCCCAGUGUGGGUGUCAUCCCCAAUGUUGGUGUCAUCCCCAAUGUUGGUGUCAUCCCCAGUGUGAGUGUCAUCUCCAAUGUGAGUGUCAUCUCCAAUGUUGGUGUCAUCCCCAAUGUUGGUGUCAUCCCCAGUGUGGGUGGCAACACCAAUAUGAGUGUAAUCCCUACUGUGGGUGUCAUCCCCAAUGUGGGUGUCAUCCCUACUGUGGGUGCCAUCCCUACUGUGGGUGUCAUCCCCAAUGUGGGUGCCAUCCCCACUGUGGGUGUCAUCCCCAAUGUGGGUGUCAUCCCCACUGUAGGUGUCAUCCCUACUGUAGGUGUCAUCUCCAAUGUGGGUGCCAUCCCCAAUGUUGGUGUCAUCACCAAUGUGGGUGUCAUCUCCAAUGUGAGGGUCAUCCCCAAUGUGGGUGUCAUCCCCACUGUGUGUGUCAUCCCCAAUGUGGGUAUCAUCUCCAUUGUGGGUGUCAUCUCCACUGUAGGUGGCAUCCCUACUGUAGGUGUCAUCCCCAAUGUAGGUGUCAUCCCCAAUGUGAGUGUCAUCUCCAAUGUUGGUGGCAUCCCCAAUGUUGAUGUCAUCCCCAAUAUUGGUGUCAUCCCCAAUGUUGGUGUCAUCUCCAAUGUUGGUGGCAUCCCCAAUGUUGGUGUCAUCCCCAAUAUUGGUGUCAUCCCCAAUGUUGGUGUCAUCCCCAGUGUUGGUGUCAUCCCCAAUGUGAGUGUCAUCCCCAGUAUGGGUGUCAUCCCCAAUGUGAGUGUCAUCUCCAAUGUGAGUGUCAUCUCCAAUGUUGGUGUCAUCCCCAAUGUUGGUGUCAUCCCCAGUGUGGGUGUCAUCCCCAAUGUUGGUGUCAUCCCCAGUAUGGGUGUCAUCCCCAAUGUGAGUGUCAUCUCCAAUGUGAGUGUCAUCUCCAAUGUUGGUGUCAUCCCCAAUGUGAGUGUCAUCCCUACUGUGGGUGUCUUCCCCAAUGUGUGUGUCAUCCAUACUGUGGGUGCCAUCCCCACUGUGUGUGUCAUCCCCAAUGUGGGUGUCAUCUCCAUUGUGGGUGUCAUCUCCACUGUAGGUGGCAUCCCUACUGUAGGUGUCAUCCCCAAUGUAGGUGUCACCCCCAAUGUGUGUGUCAUCUCCAAUGUGGGUGCCAUCCCCAAUGUUGGUGUCAUCCCCAAUUUUGGUGUCGUCCCCAAUGUGGGUGUGAUCUUCAAUGUGGGUGUCAUCUCCAAUGUUGGUGUCAUCCCCAAUUUUGGUGUCGUCCCCAAUGUGGGUGUCAUCUUCAAUGUGGGUGUCAUCCCCAGUGUGGGUGUCAUCCCCAGUGUAGGUGUCAUCUCCAAUGUGGGUGCUAUCCCCAAUUUUUGUGCCAUCCCCAAUGUGGGUGUCAUCUCUAAUGUGGGUAUCAUCUCCAAUGUGGGUGUCAUCUCUACUGUGGGUGUCAUCCCUACUGUAGGUGUCAUCCCUACUGUGGGUGUCAUCCCCAAUGUGGGUGUCAUUCCUACUGUGGGUGUCAUCCCUACUGUAGGUGUCAUCCCUACUGUGGGUGUCAUCCCCAAUGUUGGUGUCAUCCCUACUGUGGGUGUCAUCCCCAAUGUUAGUGUCAUCCCUAUUGUGGGUGCCAUCCCCAAUGUGGGUGUCAUCCCUACUGUGGGUGUCAUCCCCAAUGUGGGCGUCAUCCCUACUGUGGGUGUGAUCCCCAAUGUGGGUGUCAUCCCUACUGUGGAUGUCAUCCCCAAUAAAGAAACUUCUUUAUGUAUGAAUCCAAUUGUUAUCGCCACAGAUUCGUCAAGCUUUCCCGUGUACUAUCUAGCAUUGGUCUUCGACAAACAGCCUCCCAACAUCAGCCCACGGAAGGUUCCGGUCGUUCGAUUGGAUAUCCUGAUCUCCUAG